Molecule: messenger RNA, 1845 nt
Organism: Poecilia reticulata (guppy)
Lineage: Eukaryota; Metazoa; Chordata; Actinopteri; Cyprinodontiformes; Poeciliidae
Product: matrilin-1-like
Source: RefSeq, a predicted model, not a curated record
UUAGUAGAAUUCAGUAUGAAUAAACAGGUUCAUUGUUUCUCAGCAGCAUCAGUAACAUGUGUUAAACUUCUAGGUGUUGAUCUGUGUCAAACUCUGGACCAUGGCUGCGAACAUCUGUGUGUCAGCACCACUGACUCCUACAUCUGUAAAUGUAAUGAGGGAUUCCUGUUGGCUGAAGAUAGGAAAAGCUGUGAAAAACCAGGGUGUCACGACGGAGUCAUGGAUUUGGUGUUCGUGAUCGAUGGCUCCAAGAGUUUGGGCCCCGCCAACUUUGAGCUGGUCAAGCAGUUCGUGAACAGCAUCGUGGACUCGCUGGACGUCUCCAGGACGGUCACGCGCGUCGGACUCAUUCAGUUCUCCACCAAGGUGCGCACAGAGUUUUCUUUGGGCCAGCACGCCGCGGCACAGGACGUCAAGCGGGCCGUGAGCCAGAUGCAGUACAUGGGGAGGGGCUCCAUGACCGGCUCGGCGCUGCGCCACAUGUUCCAAUUCAGCUUUUCGGAGAAAGAAGGCGCCAGGUUGAACGUCCCGCGUGUCUGCAUCGUGUUCACCGAUGGAAGGUCGCAGGAUGAUGUUUCCGAGUGGGCCAGCAAAGCAAAGACCUCUGGGGUGACGAUAUACGCGCUGGGCGUUGGGAAGGCCAUUGAACAGGAGCUGAGGGAAAUUGCUUCGGAACCUGCUGGGAUGCACCUCUAUUACGCAGAGGACUUUGAGAAAAUGGGAGAAAUUACAAAGAAACUGAAGUCAAGGAUGUGUAAAGACAAACCGGCAGAUGAAAGCUUGUGUCGGUGUGAGAGCGUGAUCGUGUUUCAGAACCAAGUGACAGAGAAGCUGAAGAACCUGGCUCAGAGUAUUGAAGCGAUGUCAAAGAAGCUGGAGUCUCUGGAGAAUCAAGUGGUGAACAAAUGAAAUUCUGGUGCUGCCUGGUUCUGACGGGAUCGUCCUCAACUGUUGAUGCUGUUUAUCGUCUUGCAGUACAAUGUGACGUUUAUCCGUUAGGUGGUCCUGUUUUACAUCCUAUAUCUCAGCAUGUCUGUAUUUGUGGGUCAUACAUUAGCUCAAAUAGAAACCUUAUCUUCUAAUGAAGCAAACAGCAUUGUGUUUUAAAAUGCAAUGCUGUAAUAGGUGGAGAUUUAUAUAUUUAAAUGAAAUCAAGUUUCAUUUUCAAAUCUUUUCAAAAUUUCAUUUUGGUCCUUCUAAUGGCCGCCCCUUUGCUGCAAAGAUUACGUAAAAUCUAAAUUUUAUCAGAUGCGCACAGGAAGCUGUAUUAGCUAUAAAAACUUAACAUGUGAGAUAUUUAAACUCAAACACAUGAAAAAUACAUAAUCUAUUCAUUGAUUCUACUUUACUAAUAAGUCUAAAUCUGCACAAGAUAUAGAAAAAACAAACUUCAGCUCAUCAGCCACCAGUGUAUUUUACAGUGUUGUUCUAUGCGUGGCCCCGGGGGCCAAAUGUGGCUUUGCAUAUUUUAGAUCUUCAAUAAUAUACACAUUUCAUUAAAAAAGUUGUUUAUUGUUGAGCAGGUGAAACAAAAAAAAUAAUUAAUAAACUAAUUUGUGCAUUUUUAUUGUUUUGUUUUUGUCCUGGGAAUAAAAGUUUGAACACCAACCCCACUGACUGGACAUGUAAUGAACAGUAGAACACUAGAUCAGAACAUACGAUUACAUUUGUUCCUCCCUCGUGCUGCCCCCCAUGCCCAUGCCGCCCUGGGCAGACAGCCAAGAUGGCAUGGUUUUUCAACUGAAGUGCUCUCCCACUUUAAACAUUUAUUUGUGAAGAAAGUUGACUGACUAUAUUAUUGUAGAUUGUACAGCAUACUGAUGAAUAAACAUUUCAAUAUCUGAA